ACUUGUAGUUCACAAGAGAUCAAAGCUUCAGCAGAAGCAAGCAGAAGCAAGAAGCAAUUCCACCCUGAGCAUGGUGAUUUAACUCGGGUGCAGGAAAGUGUAUACGGAACUCCUGUUUACCCAGCAGUGGGCUUACCUCGUCAUCCCGCCCCUCGGAAGGGCAUCCACGUGGUUGGCAGCUGUGCGUCUCGACGUGUCCGUGUGUGCACGAAGUCGGCGGGCGCAGACACCCCGCCCGCGUCGGCCGUGGUCGCCUCGCGCGGCCCUACUGCCCUUCGGAGCGCGUUCGCGGUCGCGGCGGCGUGGCGCCUGCGCGAUCGAAAGGGCCCCGCGGUGCGACGGGGCGGGCGGCGGGCCGGCCGCGCAGGCGCGCCCGACAGCCGGCGGGCGACGGCGGCGAAGACGGUUCGUGUGGCAGUUCAGUCCGCGCGCGCGCCACGGGUCAGCAGCAGCUGCGAGCCGUGUGGUCCCGCCGCCCUCCCGUGCUCCCGCCGAGAGGACUUGGUCUCUCAAGGACACUGGGUGCUCAAGGUGAGUCGCCAUUGGAUGUUAAAGUCUACUCAUUUCAUACUCUCAGGUUGUGGUGUAUGAAGAAGUCCCAAUAAAAGCAUCCCAGUGGGGCAAAGCCUCUAGAUGAUGCU
Gryllus bimaculatus (two-spotted cricket) is the source of this 641-nucleotide messenger RNA. The record is from the annotation of a GenBank genome assembly. NCBI's taxonomy places the organism in Eukaryota, Metazoa, Arthropoda, Insecta, Orthoptera, Gryllidae.